CUUCUGGCCUAUCAGCUGUCUGUCGGCAAAACAGCUGAUUGUCACCUAUGGCGUGUGAUGUACUCUUCAGACUAAAUAGUCUGGAAGCAAAGCAAAUAAAUAUGUUGAGAUUCCCUAGUUUAUAAACACCUCUGUUUAACAAAUAUGUGCAUUGUAUAAUCUCACACUAAGAUUGAUCUUUAGUGCAUACAAAUAGUAUAGAAUAAAUACCCUAACUACAUUCAACUCCGAAUCUAAUCAAGUAUGAUUGAUAGUGCUGGGUCGGAAGUCUUAACUAUUUUGAACCCUAAGUUAUGCAGCAGUAAUCAAGGUUCAAAUGCUCUCCAAUAUGUAUGCCGGUUCAUUCUGUCUCAGCAGGUCAAAAUCUACGGUGGGAUAUUUGAUUACAUAGAUGGCUCUAAUAUCGAAAGGCAUGAAACUAAUAAAGAUGAGGGAACUAAAGCUCUUACAAUGGCAAGUUCUUACAUCUUAAAUUUUAUCUAUUUAGAACGACUCGCGUAAUGAUUCGUGGCGAAGUCCACAAUUCAAGAAAUCUAUAGCAACCAUCGAAACACUUGUCAUCGGAGAGAAUUGUUUAGAACACUGUGGAGACAAUAAGAUCCCGGUCUGUGUUAUGGAACAAUGGACAGUGAAACUACUCCCUCAAAACUUUUUGAACAGAGGUAUCUCGAUUUCUGGUUGUCAGCUUGAGCUCUUGGACUUCAUAGAAAAAUCCCCUCUAAUGACUGCAAUUAAAGACCUCAAUCGCGUUCGCAAAUAUAAGCUAACACACAGAUCUUAUGCACGUGACCCUGUUUCUUGUAUAGGUGAUUCAUUUCUUAUGAAUGCAUCAGAUUUAUUGAAUAUGGACUUCACUUCUGAUGAUCGAGAUAUGUAUGAUCAGUCAUUCUUAACUGAAGAUGGUUGUUGUUAUGAAAGUGCCUCAACUACGGUUUCGAAAACUGCCCACCAGAAUGGAACUGAAUGCACUGUUACACGAGAUUUCACACCUUUAUCUGUUAACGAAAAAACACUCCUACAAAUUAGUGUUGUAACACUAAAACAUCCACCUCAGCAACCUCCGUCGUGUCCAUUUUGUCUUCGCUCAAUAUGUACAGUAAACAAAGAUGAUUUCGUUAUGCCUGGUCGUAACAAACGUAUUUCACCGUCAAAAACCCUCACAGAUAUCAAUAUUUGCUCAGCAGAUGAUGCAUUCAUAUUACCUGCAAUACAGGGAAAUGUUAAUGUCCAUCAGCGGAAUUUUCUGAACUGUUCUAAAGAAUCUGAUGUAGAAACUAGUCGAAGUCCUGUUGUUAUAAUGGACUCUGAAGAAGCUAUUUUUCAGUCUUCAUAUGACAAUCUCUUCAACGACAUCCUAUCAUCCAGUUCUUCAGGGAACUGCACAGAGUCAGGUCACUCAACGUUAACAAAGAAGUCAACUCGUGUUGUCGAGUCUAAUCGGGUAUCACAAAUGCCUUUAGAACCACCUCCCCGUAAACAACAGCGUGUCAGUGAUUAUACCCGUGAUUUUACCACUGAAAACCAAGAGUUAGAUAAUACCAGUCAGGUAUCCACUUCCGUCACCAACACCCCUACUAUAACUCCAAGUAUUCAACGUGAAGGUUGCAUCAAUAAGGUUAUUGCGGAAUUCACUAUGCUUAAUGUUGAACGCAAUCAAAGUAUAACUUCUGUUGAACAUCAGAAUUCUUGUAAUCUUGGUGUAAUGCGCCUACCGACAGAUGAUCUGUGUUCAAGGGAAACUGUUCAAGACAACAGGAAAAAACAGGAGCACAUUUUAGAAUCGCAUUUAAAUGCAAGCAAAAAGAACUCACCGAAUGCUGAUUUUGAUUCGGUAUCAAGAUUGAGCAGGAGACGCAAUGCUGCUUCUGCAUGUGCUUGGCCUUCAUUUCACAAUGAAGGAACUCCUUUCUUCAAUCGUCGAACAGGUUUACCUUUGCAGUCAUCUCCAGUACCUCUCAAAAGAAGUACAAGUGGAAAGUUCGAUUUUGAUUCGUCGUUUAGCCGUUUGAAAACGUCUCGAAGUUCUAUUUGUAUGGUCUACAAUCAUAACUUAAGAAGUUCCAGUGAAAUCGCCGAUAGCUAUGCUAAAGGAAAUCAGUCAGUAGAAAAGACUUCUGAGUUGAAAAAUACAAAGUCGGAUUCUGGAGUCAAUAACACUGUUCCUGUCAAUAUUAUUACUAGUACAAUUGACAGUACUGAUAGUAAUGAUAGCUGUGGUACAAAAAUUGGUUCUUCUAACAACAAUAAUGAUAGCAACAACAACAGCAACAGUAAGCCAAAUCAGAGUGUUUCAUUUCGUCGUCGACCAGCCAGUUUACGAUUCACUCCUCAGCAUCAAGACCAGUCAGCCGAAGCAGCAUUUGAACGUGGUGCAAGUAGCCGGUUGACAGUAGCUGCAAGACGACGUAAUUAUCCCGGAGAAAUGGAUUCAAUUGAAUUGAGUUGUAGUGCACCACCUUCGGGAAAUCGUGGUUUUCAAAUAUCUACAAGUUUAACUGAUCGAUUGGCUAACACCAUGGCUUGUACACCUGUACCACAUGGUAGUUCACAGCAUUUAUUGGUUAAUUUCGAAGAAAGUAUGCUCAAUGGCAGAAUACAUCCAGUUGGUCAAGUUGAAGGCUUUUCUUUAGAACUGGGCGCCAGUGGUUCAUUCUACCCAAAUCAUGUUCGCCUUCCUAUGAAAGCCUACUUCUUUGACUUGUCUGAUGAUAAUGCUCCAUCCCCCUAUCUUGGCUAUGCUGAUCUAAGACAAUUGCCUAACAAUAAGGGUUAUCAUAUACCGAAAAAAGGUUCAAUUCAACUGACCUUAUUCAACCCGACUGGUCUGGUGGUCAAAAUGUUUGUCAUUGUAUAUGAUUUAGACGAUAUGCCACCGAAUUGUCAAACCUUUUUAAGACAACGCACAGUCUAUAUGCCAAUACAACAGAAUCAAUACCCGAUCUCGGAGCCACCGACUGUCUCAUCUCUUUCUCCGACUUCUUUGUCAACUCCAUCUACUUGUCAACAUCAUCAUAAUUCAUAUAAUCGUGCGUAUAAUCCAGUUCGUCAUCAGUAUACACGUACGUCUACGGAUUAUCUAACUCCUGCUACGCAUCCUGCUACAACUACUGCUGGUUCCACCUUUGCGAAUGGUUCAACUGAUCUUUUCUGGAGUAGUACACCGCAUAAAUCGUUAACUGAACCAAAUACCCCGUUGUUUUCUUCAUCGCCUUCAUGUUCCUGCUCAUCAAUAUCAUCUGUGUGCUCAUCAAGUCCUUAUGGUUCACAAAGUGCUGUGUAUCCGGGUACACCGAAUUCCCGCAAUGAACUACCUGCAUAUCUGCGUUACCUCGUUCAUCUAAGAUUUCAUACAACCCGUUCCGGUAAACUAUAUCUACACACCGAUCUACGCUUAAUAUUUUCAAGAGAUAAAUUUGAAUUCGAUCCACGUGUUGCUACCUAUGAACUGCGGUCAUUUGUCGAUGCACCAUCGAAUCCACGUUAUUCACCUAAAAAAUGGUCAACACGUCAUACAUCAACAAAACAUCGGAAAACAUUGAACACAUCUGCCUCCUAGUUAUUUAGUUAGUUAUCCAGUUCACAUUUGAUUCCUCAUUCACAUGUUUUGUUUUGUCUCAAUGCAGAAGCAAAAUCAAUUUGAGCACAAUGGCUGUUUUUAUUUACCCCCCUCCCCCACCUCUUCUGUUGAGAGGAAUGAUGCUGAUUCUCUUUUUGGUGAUGAAAAGAGAUUUCAAGAGUGAUAUAAACUACUAAACUGCCUAUUUUCUUAGACAUACUUAUAUACAAUUUACUUGUUUACAUGUGUUUACUCCUUUGUUUGUUUGUAUGUUUGUUUGUUUGUUUAUUGGUUUGGUUGUUUGUUUAAAUUGUUUAUUUUCCUACUGUGAUACAACCAUUUCCAGUAAAGUAUGUUUAUGCGUUUCUGUUAAUCAGUCACUACCACUCAUUUAUACAGAUAUAUAGACGCAUGCUUACGCACGCGUAGACACACAUACACGCACAAUGAUGCCAUUGUCCAAUUUGCACCUGUGUGUGUUUGAUGAGCCCCUUCUCUACCUGAAGAACAUGUUAAUUUUACAACCAAACUAACUGCCCAACUAACUCACUAACUAUCUGUGAAAUAAUGUCAUAAUGUCUUUCUCUCUAUAUAUAUACACUUGUGCAUAUAUUAUUGUGGUUAGUUCAUUCAUAUGCGCGCCUUUGUGUUUGCAUUAAUUUACGAUACAUUAUACGCAUAAAUAUACACCUAUAUAUGUCAGCUGCUGUAGAGAGACAGAGUAGCAUAGCGAGUGUUUUUACAGGUUUGCGUGUAUGUGUCUGUGUGGAAAGUGACUACUUGCCUAUAUAUUCAAUCCUGGUGAACACAGGAAUUUUUCAAAGUUACAAAGAGUUAUUGAUGUAUUGUACAUAUAUUAACAUUAUCUAUCCCUGUGUCUCUUCUCUCUUAGCUAGCUAUCUUCUCUAUCUUACCUUAACAAUAACAACAACCAAUGGCUACCAUAUAUAUGGGAAUUCCUUUUCAAUGAUUUUUCUGAUCAGCUGAUAAAGUCGUCACACACAUACUACUACUUACUAGUCAUAUUCACCUAUUAAACGAUGUUGCCAAUACUAACUAUACUAAUAUUAAUAACGUUUUUCCUGCC
Trichobilharzia szidati is the source of this 4643-nucleotide messenger RNA. Lineage: Eukaryota; Metazoa; Platyhelminthes; Trematoda; Strigeidida; Schistosomatidae. The record is from the annotation of a GenBank genome assembly.